Messenger RNA from Micropterus salmoides (largemouth bass), 5693 nucleotides. RefSeq names its product G protein-coupled receptor, class C, group 6, member A (gene gprc6a). Gene Ontology annotation, biological process: G protein-coupled receptor signaling pathway. Gene Ontology annotation, cellular component: membrane. NCBI's taxonomy places the organism in Eukaryota, Metazoa, Chordata, Actinopteri, Centrarchiformes, Centrarchidae. The record is from RefSeq and is a predicted model, not a curated record. The transcript has 6 exons. Gene Ontology annotation, molecular function: G protein-coupled receptor activity. Bases 126 to 2801 code for a protein of 891 amino acids.
CCUAGUGAAGAAGUUUAAAAAGGGGAGUAUCACUGCUGGAGGUGAAGAACCGCAGAGAGAGGCCAGUGGCACAGGGGAGAGAGGUGAAGAGAGAAACACAGAGGGACAAUAGAACAGCCAGCAGAAUGGCCUGGGUUACUCCUGUAAUCUAUGUGUACAUAACACAUACUAUUCUGGAAAUAGGACAUGCCACUGAAAAGGGUACCAGAGUGCCAGAAGCUACAGCCCCAGGAGAUAUCAUCAUUGGAGGAGUCUUUCCCAUUCAUGGAGAUGUAGACAAAAAGAACAACUCCUUUGCACCCCACAAACCGCCAUGUAUCAGGUUUGAAGAAAGUGGACUGGUGAAGGCGCUGGCUAUGAUCAAUGCUAUUGAGAUCAUGAAUAAGUCCCCUCUGCUGGCUGAUGUUAACAUCACUCUGGGCUACCGGAUCUUAGACUCCUGCUCCGAUGUCAGCACAGCCCUGAGGGCCACAGCAGACUUCACCCAGCAGCCCGAGUGCCACACCGGAAGCAACUCCACCUCUCAUCUGCCAGUCAUGGCUAUUAUAGGGGACUCUCACUCUGAAACAUCCAUUGCCAUCGCCAACCAACUGACUCUCAAGAUGAUUCCUCAAAUAAGUUAUUCAUCAACCGCUGUCAUUCUGAGUGAUAAGAGCCGCUUCCCUGCCUUCAUGAGGACUGUUCCUAAUGACAAGCAUCAGACAGCUGCCAUGGUCAGUCUGCUCAGCACAUUUGGAUGGAACUGGGUGGGAGUAGUUACCACAGAUGGAAAUUACGGCCAAUCUGCUCUGGACCACUUUGUGUCCCAGGCUUCUGAAAAGGGAAUCUGUGUCGCCUUCAAAUCAAUUUUACCUCAAUCUAUAAGCGGUCAGCAUGUCUGCUCUGCAAUCACGCAGACUGCUAAAACCAUCUACAACAAUCCCAAGGUACAGGUGAUCGUGUCUUUUGCCAAACCAACUCACAUGAUGUACCUUUACCAGGAGCUUAAGAAUCAGCUGAGAGCAGGACAGAACAUGGAGUCAAUGAGAAGAGUCUGGGUGGCCAGUGACAGCUGGUCUUCCUCCAGCUCUGUGAAAGGAAACUUAACACUGGAGGACAUAGGACACGUUGUGGGCUUCACCUUCAAAAGUGGAGAUCUGUCGUCAUUCAGUGAGUACCUGAGCAGGUUAGAGGCAGCUGGACAUGACUACACAGAGACGAACCCUUUCAUGCAGGAGUUCUACAUGCAGCUAAAGGCUGAAGGUUCUGGAGACACUGAGCUGGUGUCUAAAGCUGUGAACACCCUCAGGGAACGAGCAGACACUAUCUUCAGUGUUGAGAUGGCUGUGAGUGCUAUUGUUCAGGCUGUGGCAUCUAUCUGCAGGUGGAGAAACUGCAAAACACCAGGCACAGUGCAACCGUGGGAGGUGCUGAAAGCUCUGUGGAUGGAAGAGUUUAAACUUAGAGAAAAGAGCUAUAAGUUUGACAGCAGUGGAGACAUCAACCUGGGCUAUGAUGUGACAAUGUGGAGGUCAGAUGGAGGGAACAUCCUUGUUCAUAAUGUUGUAGCUGGAUACCAUCCACACAUCAACAACUUCACCCACACCUACAAAACCACCACCCAACAGUUCAAAGACCUAAAGCUCAUCAUCUCAAAAUGCUCCAAAAGCUGUGUCCCUGGAGAGUUCAAGAAAACAGCAGAGGGUCAACACACUUGUUGUUAUGAGUGCAUCAACUGUACUGAGAACUACUACUCUAAUAAUACAGAUAUGCACCAGUGCCUGAGCUGUGACACAAAUAAAGAGUGGUCUCCUAAGGGCAGCUCCAGCUGCAUCCCCAAAGCCCAGCUCUUCUUCUCCUGGCAGGACGGCUUCGCUGUGGUGCUCCUGACCUUUUCUGCCCUGGGCAUCCUUCUGGCUCUGCUGGUGUCAGCACUGUUUCUACAUCAGAGGGACACACCUGUAGUGAAGGCUGCCGGGGGGCCACUGAGCCAGGCCAUCCUGUUCUCUCUGGUCAUCAGUUACAUCAGUGCGAUGCUGUUUGUAGGCCGGCCCAACAGUUUCCAGUGCAAGGCUCGACAGGUGCUCUUUGGCAUCAGCUUCACUCUGUGUGUUUCCUGCAUUCUCGUCAAGACCCUGCAGAUCCUACUAGCCUUCCAGUUUGACCCUGUGCUGCAGAGGGUGCUGCGUAGGCUCUACCAGCCUUACAUCAUCGUCAGCAUCUGUGUGGCCUUACAGGUAGCUACCUGCAUCUGCUGGCUGGUCCUCAAAAGUCCAUUUAAUCACAUCAUCAGGCAACCAACCACUCUGCUGGAGGACUGUCAUGAGGGCUCAUAUCUGGCCUUUGGGGUGAUGUUGGGCUACAUAGCUGUCCUGGCGUUUGUGUGUUUUAUCUGUGCUUUCAAAGGACGUAAACUGCCACAGCAGUACAACGAGGCAAAGUUUAUUACAUUCAGCAUGCUGCUCUACCUCGUCUCCUGGCUGCUCUUCAUUCCUGUCUACGUCACAACUUCAGGAGUGUACCUGCCAGCUGUGGAGAUGGUAGUCAUUCUCAUUUCCAACUACGGCGUCCUCAGCUGUCAUUUCUUCCCAAAGUGUUAUGUAAUUCUUUUUAAGAAAGAACAAAACACCAAGAGUGCUUUCAGGAAAAAUCUGUAUGAAUACUCCAGCAAAUCCACGCAUUCUGUCUCUGUGUCUGGAAGGUCAGUGUCAGAGCAAUUCAGACCUGCUGUGGUGACAAACUGCAGAAACAUGACUAGCUGCACAGGUUUGCACAGAGGUUCAAACACACGACACUGCCUCAGAAGAAGCACAAGCAUAUAAACUAUUAAUGUUUCUAUGUCUGUUUUAUCUGAGGUAAGAUGCCAGAGGGAUGUUCUGCCAAAGUUCCAUUUAUCUUUAUGGCAAUGGAAAUCCAAAAAAAGCAUGUACUUGUACUAGGAAGUCAUGGCAACCCUAACCAUAAACCACAACAGCAGAUCGUGAUCUCUUAGAUGGGGCAUUUCACCAAAUCAGAUAUAGUAUCACUCCCAGUGGCUUUGACAGAUUUCACAAAAGAGGUCUGGGACAAUCCCAUCAUUAUGAAAAUAACCACUAAAAAGAAAGAGAGUGAUAAACUUAAUUCACAUGUGAAGUCCCUGUUGCAAUACCAUAAAUUAAUUAAACUUUAUUGCUUAUUAGGGUGGAAAAUUGUCUUUAGCACACCAAAACAUAGGCAGCACAUAUAGAAUAAAUAUCUUAAAAAUACUGUUGAAGUAUAAAACACAGCUCACUAGUGAAAAAUAGAAAUACAACGCAUUAAACCAAACAAGAAGACAUUAAAAAAUAAAACAAAAUACUUCUGCAGCAAGAUGUUUUGUAUUUAAAUGCUGAUUAUACUUGGAAUAAUAUAAACACUUCCUAGAGAUUGAAGCCUCAUAGUGAGGAAAUAAGGAAUGAGAAGUGUCUGUGCGGAAUGCCAUGGCUUCAUCAUCCAUUCUCUUGUUCUGACAGUGUCCCAGUUAUUUUUCUGCCUAUGACUCAUUAACAAAUAGUGCUCUGCAAUGUGUGAAAAGUCGUUGUGAUAUAAUAAGUUUUACAUUUAGCAGACGCUUUUAUCAAAGUGACUUAGGUUCAUGUGUGUAAGAUUUAGUGGCAUCUAGCAGUGAAGUUGCGAGUUGCAACCAACUGUCCAGUCUACCACUGCUCCCUACCCUUUCAGAGAGUAGGACAGCUACGGUGGCCGACACAGCACAAAAGGUGUAUGUGAGAGAGUGGCCAGUCAAGAAAUGAGUUUUUUUUAGGCAGAUAUAUUUAGAAAUUAUGUUUAUUUAAUUAUUCAGUAAGUGGUGCUACCAGCAGAGUUUCAGGAGCGGGACCACACAUCAAUGACGUCACUCCCGGCAUUUCCAUAAAUACCCACACAACACAUGUCCUCUUUUUCGCUCUCGCAUUGAGCGCCACUGUUAAAGGGACAGUUCACAUAUUACCUCCAUCUCAAGAUAGCAGUGGUACCAAAGCAAACAGGACGUCAACCAACACCAGAAUUCCAAAGCCUCCACCUCUCAUUGGGGUUGACCACCCCAGCAGCCUACAUCACACAGGACAACCACAUCGAGUCGUCAGCACCCCGGCAUCCAGCUCCGGUGGCUUCAGGUGCCCAGCACUGGGAUGCCAGCACCCCAGCCAUCUACAUCUACCAUCCACUUCAUUAGGGGCCUUCGGCACCGGGACGCCAGCGCCACAGCUGGACACUUCCAGCAACUACAGCAGUCACUUCCAUAGGGUUAUAACUGUUAGAACUGAUGCUAGCAGCAUACAAGCUAACACAACGCAAUCAUUACGAGCUCAGUCAUUUCAAGCUAACAGCCGUUCCGAGCUAACUUUGAGCUAGCUAACAGUCGUUUUGAGCUAACUUUACUAACUUUGCGAUAACAGCCGUUCGAGCUAACCUUAAGCUAACAGUCGUUUUAAUCUAACUUUGAGCUAGCUAACAGUCGUUUCAAGCUAACCUUGAGCUAACAGUCGUUUUGAGCUAACUUUGAGCUAGCUAAAAGUCGUUUCGAGCUAACUCUGAGCUAACAGUCAUUUCGAGCUAACAAUUGUUAGCGUGAGUGGUUGUUCGUCUAUGUGUGGUCCUGCGAUGGACUGGCGACCUGUCCAGGGUGUACCCUGCCUUGCGCCCGAUGUCAGCUGGGAUUGGCUCCAGCCCCCCCGCGACCCUGUACGCAGGAUGACGAUGGAUGGAUGGAUGGAUUCCUUUUAAGCUAACUUCAAGCUAACAAUUGUCUUGAGCCAACAAUCAUUUCCUAACUUAGCUAUUUUCCUGCUAGCUCAUUCCAAGCAGUCGUCUUCUAGCUAAUUCGUUUUGAGCUAUAGUCAUUUUAAAGUAAACAUUAGUUUCCACAUAAGUCAUUCAAGCUAACAGUCGUUUCCUAGCUAAGCCUUUCGAGCAAAACUAGUUUUGAGCUGACAUUUGUCUCGAGCUAUCAUCGAGCUAACAGUAGUUUUGAGCUAACCUCCAGCUAACAGUAGUUUUGAGCGAGGGAGGCUAACUCUACCUGUUAGCACAUCAGCUGUGAGGCCGAUGUGCUAACAGGUAUACGUAUGUAUAUUGUUUGCUGGUUGCAGCAGCUUCGUUUCUGUGGUCUGCUUGUGUUUGUUACUGCUAUUACUGAGAGUCAGUAUUUAUUUUGUUGAGAGUAGUCUUUGUGUUAACUGUUUAGCUAAAGACUCUGUUGCAGCAGUUUAUUCCACUACUGAGAGUCAGUAAGUGUUUAUUUUUGUUAAGAGACACACCUGAGUUAGUUUGUGUUUAACUGUGUGUCUGCAGAGUUGGGCUAGGUUUUAGAGUAAGUACUGACACCCACUCUACAUGUAAGAUUUUCCCUUGUUUAGUGCAUUAGGUUUAGGGGUGCUGCGCUCCCUGUGUUUUAUUUUUGAGACACCCAAAAUAAAGAGGUUUUGUUUUCACUUUGGUUUUUGAGUUAGUAAUCCCUGUUUUUAGUUUGUUAAAACCUUGUCAACUCUCUUGUAUAAAUAAAUAACUUUUCCACCAUACCAAGUACAUCUGGUUUAUGCGUACAUCCCCUUUCCCCUAGUGAGCUGGGUCAUAACACCCCCCAAGUGGUACCCGGUUUCAUCCUGCUUCCAGCUCCAUUGCCGCCGCGCCAAGCUCUCUGGUUUUCUCCAACCUCCGGGUUCCAAGGUCUACAGAGAAACAGCAGGUCUUCCCAU